GCAGGCGUUCGUUGCCAGCUCCCCCACUACAUAAUGCCGCCACACGUUUUCAUACGGGAGUCAGCCAUGGCAGGCCACACUCACCGAGCAAACUAACCCCCCACGCGUCCUUCCCGCGCCUGAGCCGGCGGCCGGAGAAGAAGAAAAAAAGCUUCCUUCCUCCUAACCAACGAGCCAUGGCGCCGGCAUUGCCAGGCCGGGCCGGUCCCCACAUCCUUAUCCUCCUCUGCCUCGUCGUCCUCCUCCCGCGCCACUUCGCCGCGGCACAGGCGGCCGACGAGCAGCAGCUCCUGCUCCGGAUCAAGCGCGCGUGGGGCGACCCGCCGGAGCUCGCGUCAUGGAAUUCCGCCGCCGGCGCCGCCGGGACCUCGCACUGCACCAGCUGGGCCUUCGUCUCCUGCGACAGCUCCAGCCGUGUAACCUCCCUCUCCCUGCAGAACAUCAUCAUCUCAGGCAGCACCCCCAUCAUCCCCGACGCCAUUGGCGAGCUCACGAGCUUGACAACGCUCGAUCUCCGCAACACGAGCGUCAGCGGAUUCUUCCCGAAGUUCCUCUACAACUGUACCGGCAUCACGCGCGUCGACCUCUCCAGGAACAAUCUCGCGGGGGAACUCCCGGCCGACAUCGGCCGGCUGGGGAAGAAAACCCUGACGUACCUGGCCCUCGACAACAACGGCUUCACGGGCGCGAUCCCGGGGGAGGCGCUGUCGGAGCUCACGAACCUCACGACGCUCGCCCUCAACAGCAACGCGUUCACCGGCACGAUCCCGCCGGAGCUCGGCGGGCUCACAGGGCUCCAGACGCUCAAGCUCGAGCGCAACCAGUUCAGUCCAGGCAACCUGCCGGACUCGCUUAAGAACCUGAAGAAGAUGACGACUGUCUGGCUCGCCAGCUGCAACCUCACGGGCGAGUUCCCGAGCUUCGUGGCCGACAUGCCGGACAUGGCGUACCUCGACCUGUCGAUGAACGGACUCACCGGGAGCAUACCCCCUUCGAUCUGGAACCUGACCAAGCUGCAGUACUUCUACGCUUACACGAACAAGCUUACUGGCAACAUCACCAUCAACGGCCCGAUUGGAGCGACAGGUUUGGUCGAGAUCGACGUGUCCGAGAACCAGCUGACUGGAUUCAUCCCGGAGAGCUUUGGAACUCUGCAGAAGCUCAGGCUGUUAAAAUUGAUGACGAACAAUUUAUCCGGCGAGAUUCCAGCCAGCAUCGCGAAGCUGCCGUCGCUGGUGUUCCUGUGGCUGUACAGCAACAAGCUCACGGGAAUGCUUCCGUCAGAGCUCGGGAUGCAUUCGCCGGAGCUAAGAGACAUCCAGGUGGACGACAACGAGCUCACGGGUCCGAUCCCGGCGGGCAUCUGCCAGAACAACGGGCUAUGGCUUCUCACGGCCUCGGACAACCGCCUGAACGGCUCGAUCCCGGCCGGGCUCGCCAACUGCACCACGCUCAUAAGCCUGCAGCUCAAAGACAACCGGCUCUCCGGCGAGGUGCCGGCGGCGCUGUGGACAGAGACGAAGCUGAUGACUCUGCUCUUACACAACAACGGAGGCCUCAGCGGGGCCUUGCCCAGGACUCUGUUCUGGAACCUGACGAGGCUCUACAUCUGGAACAACAGGUUCAGCGGCUUGCUCCCGGAAUCCGCCGACCGGCUGCAGAAGCUCAAUGCCGCGAACAACCUGUUCUCGGGCGACAUACCGCGGGGGCUCGCCGCCGGCAUGCCGCUGCUGCAGGAGUUCAUCCUGUCGGGGAACCGGCUGUCGGGGGAGAUCCCGGAGAGCGUGGCGACGCUGGGCGGGCUGACGCAGAUGAACCUGAGCCGGAACGCGCUCACGGGCGAGAUCCCCGCGGCGCUCGGCGCCAUGCCGGUGCUCACCUUGCUCGACCUCUCGGCCAACCAGCUCUCGGGCGCCAUCCCGCCGGCGCUGGGGUCGCUGAAGGUGAACCAGCUGAACCUCUCGUCCAACCGUCUUUUCGGCGAGAUCCCGCCGGCGCUCGCCAUCUCCGCCUACGACGAGAGCUUCCUGGGCAACCCGGCGCUCUGCACGCCCGGGCGGAGCUUCGUCCUGGCCGGCGUGAGCUCGUGCGCGGGGAAGGCAUCGGACCGGGUAUCGCCGGCGCUCCGCGGGGGGCUCCUCGCAGCCGGUGCGGGGCUGCUCGUGCUCAUCGUGGCGCUGGCUUUCUUCCUAGUCCGCGACGCCAAGAGGCGGAAGCGGCUGGAGAUGGAGAGACGAGGAGAAGCAGAGGCAGCAUGGAAGCUGGUUCCUUUCCAGCCGCUGGAGUUCGGGGAGAAGGCCGUGCUGCGCGGGCUGGCCGAGGAGAACCUCGUGGGCAAAGGCGGGUCCGGGAGCGUGUACCGCGUGGAGUGCAGUAAUAACAACAUCACGGUGGCCGUGAAGCGGAUUUGGACCGGCGGGAAGGUGGAGAAGGGGCUGGAGAAGGAGUUCGAGUCGGAGGUGGCGAUCCUGGGCCACGUCCGGCACGCCAACAUCGUCAAGCUCCUUUGCUGCCUCUCCCGCGCCGAGACCAGGCUGCUGGUGUACGAGUACAUGGACAACGGCAGCCUUGAUGCGUGGCUCCAUGGCCGGGACAGGGCGCCGCUGGGGUGGACGGCGAGGGUGAGGGUGGCUGUGGGCGUGGCAAGGGGCUUGUGCUACAUGCACCACGAGUGCUCCCCGGCCGUUGUGCACCGGGACGUCAAGUGCAGCAACAUCCUGCUGGAUGGCGAGCUCAACGCCAAGGUCGCCGACUUUGGGCUCGCCAGGAUGCUCGCCCAGGCCGGCUCCCCCGACACGAUGACCACCGUCGCCGGCACCUUCGGCUACAUGGCUCCCGAGUGCGCGUACACGAGGAAGGCGAACGAGAAGGUGGACGUGUACAGCUUCGGGGUGGUGCUGCUGGAGCUGGCCACGGGGAGGGAAGCCAGAGACGGCGGCGAGCACGGGUCCCUCGCCGAGUGGGCGUGGCGGCACUUGCAGUCCGGGAGACCCGUCGCCGACGCGGCGGACAAGCGCCUCGGCGAUGCGGCGCACGGCGACGACGUCGAGGUCAUGUUCAAGCUCGGCAUUAUAUGCACGGGCGCGCAGCCGUCGACAAGGCCUACCAUGAAGGACGUGCUGCAGAUACUGCUGCGCUGCGAGCAGGCGGCGAACCAGAAGACGGCGACCGACGGGAAGGUCUCCGAGUACGACGCUGCGCCGCUGCUUCCGGCGCGGGGUGGCAGCCGCCGAAAAAAGGUCCCCGACGAUGGUUUUGACUGCAACGUCUGACGAUGUGCCGAAAUGUGCAGCGACAAUAAGCAGAUAGACUACAGUAGUACCGUGCAGAUGUAUGACUUGCGCAGUUUCCCGGUUUCUUAGGAAAGCAGAGCAGAUAACAAUGGCGGAUUGGGCACUGUGUGCCAUCCUUUAUGUGUGUUGAGUUUAACAUCAUUUUGAAGACAAA
This is a messenger RNA of Brachypodium distachyon (stiff brome), 3447 nucleotides long. RefSeq names its product receptor-like protein kinase HSL1. Gene Ontology annotation, molecular function: receptor serine/threonine kinase binding; protein kinase activity; ATP binding. The transcript has 2 exons. NCBI's taxonomy places the organism in Eukaryota, Viridiplantae, Streptophyta, Magnoliopsida, Poales, Poaceae. The coding region runs from base 177 to 3272 and encodes 1031 amino acids. The record is from RefSeq and is a predicted model, not a curated record. Gene Ontology annotation, biological process: protein phosphorylation.